AUGAACCUCGGCGCCCUGCCCUUGGUCCCAUGCGCCACGCCCACCUCCUCCCACCCCCUCGCGCCCCGCCUUACUGCGAUCCUCCUGCCUCCAUUGCCGCCCCACCCCCCUCCAUUGCGUCUCAGCGCGGGUGGAAGCCCAGCGACCGGGGAGGAGCAGGCGCGGGCGGCGGGGGGGGUUGAGGGGUCUGGGGUUGGCGGGGAGGAUGCGGCGGGAAUGGGGAGGGAACGGGGUGAUGAGCGCGGCGCUAUGGAGGAAGGGUUGCAGGGGGGCGACGGAGGUGGGGGCGGUGAUGGCGGGACCAGUGUGCGAGUGGAGGACGAGGAGGAAGAUGAGGAGGAGGAUGACGCAGCAAGGAAAGGCAAGAAGAGCGAGCGAGUCGAAGAGCCGUCUGGUCUCAGGGGUUUUCACCCGUCACAGCGCAUUCUGCUGGUGGGCGAGGGCGACUUCUCCUUCACGCGUGCUCUCCUGCGCCUCAUGGCGCCCGCUCGGCCCCUCGCCCUCUUCGCCACGGCUCUUGAUUCGCGUCACACCAUCGUGCAGGUUCGUCCUCGUGCCCCACCACCACAUGCCAUGCCACCCCUAGUUGCUGCACCUCGCUGCACAGGUCGCCUGUGCAUCUGUGCGCUCAUGUGCCGUGCGCUCAUGUGUCGUGUCGCUGCUGGCAAGCGGCGCAGGAAGGGGAAAGCGAAUCCACUGGAGAAGCCUUUUGAUCGGAUUGUGUUCAACUUCCCCCACGUGGGUCUCGGCAUCAAGGACGAGCGCAUCAACGUGCAGCGCAACCGGCAGUUGCUGUUUGACUUCUUUGUGAGUGCAGCCCCUCUGCUGGCGCCGCAGGGCGAGGUGCGUGUGUCACUGCGCACGGGGCACCCCUACAGCCUCUGGAACGCGCCCGCACUGGCUGAGGAGAGCCGCGCGCUGCGCCUCAAGUUCACCCAUCGCUUCCACCGCGACGAUUUCCCAGGCUAUGCCCACCGACGCACCAUUGGAGGCAAGACCGGGUUGAUGGUGGAGAACACAGAGGAGGGCAGCAAAGCAGCGGGAGCCAAGACAUUUGUCUUCUGCCAUCGCAAUGCUCACCUGCCAAGAUCAGCCAAUGCUGGCGUGGCGGGCCGGAAGAAAAUGCGAUGA
Closterium sp. Yama58-4 is the source of this 1131-nucleotide messenger RNA. Lineage: Eukaryota; Viridiplantae; Streptophyta; Zygnematophyceae; Desmidiales; Closteriaceae. The record is from the annotation of a GenBank genome assembly.